AUGUCAUCCUGCCGUGAAAGACGCCGAUAUCUUGGUUACCAUCGUCAGAAGAGCGCCCAAAGUAAAGGUGAAUUGCGCCUUCGUGUGUUGGAAGCACAAUGUGUGAAUCGCAUUAGGCCCUCUAUAAACCGUGGUGUUUGGGUUUACAAUGACGAUGACACAAGAGGAGAGGCCAGUGCCAUGUACAAUGGACUUGUUACUAAUUCCAGCAAAGAAAUGAUGUGUUUCAGUGACUUUGCCUUUCCACCUGAAUAUCCACCAUAUUUAUCUACUCAUCACGUGAUCAAAUACUACCGGGACUAUGCUAAAUAUUAUGAUAUAGAGAAAUACAUCAAAUUUAACACAGAAGUGGUCGAUGUUAGUCCAACAGACGAUAACCAAACGACUGGCCAAUGGAAUGUCACAACCCGACAAAGGGACCAAGAGCAGCUCAUUGAACAGACUGACAUAUUUGAUGCCGUGAUGGUUUGCACGGGAUGCCACUCUAAGUGUAAGAUUCCAGAACAUCCGGGUAUGGACGAGUUUAAAGGUCAAAUCAUUCAUAGCAACACGUUCAGAAGAGGAGAGGACUUUGCUGGUCAAAAUGUACUGGUCGUUGGUGCAUCUCAUUCUGCUGGAGAUGCGGCUACACAAUGCAGUCAUCAUGCAAAGUCGACUUAUAUCAGCCUCCGAAAUGGUUGCUACGUGUUGGCCAGACGAGGACCGAAAGGAAUGCCAAUGGAUUCAGUGGCCAACCGCCGGUUUUCGUCAAAUCUUCCUGGAUUUAUAAGAUCGAAAAUGUUGAGCAGCCUGGUAGAGUCAAGGAUGGACGUAGAUAAUCUCGGCCUCAGAUCAGACAAGAAAGACGUGUUCAGUUCAAGCAUCAUGGUGAGUGACUCCCUGCCAGAUCGAAUUCUCAACGGUACUCUGAAAGUGAAAGCGGACAUUGAGAGAUUUACUGAGAAUGGUGUAAAAUUUGUUGACGGAUCAUGUAUCGAAGAUAUUGACACUGUCAUCUUUGCCACUGGAUAUGACACAACGUUCCCCUUUAUUACUCGUGAAAUAUUUGAUGAAACAAAGAUGGAGCUAUUCAAACAUAUUCUAUCUCCAAAAUACACAACGCUUGCCUUCGUUGGAGCAGUGGGUGCCCCGGGUGCCCAGGGACCAGUAUUCGAGCUACAGGCCCGCUGGACUGUUUCUGUGUUUUCAGGCUCAGUGAAACUUCCUGACUUAGAGACUCGUCAGAUCGAAGCCAAAGAACGCGUUGAUAACAUGCUAAAACAAUAUGGCUACCUGAAAAUAAAAUUUGCUCCCGUACCAUACCAAGAGGAACUUGCUAGUGAUAUUGGCGUGAAGCCGACCCUUGAUAUGUUUCUAAUUGACCCGAAGCUUGCUGCUAAGGUAUUUUUCGGACCAGCCUACCCGCCAUCGUACAGACUUAAGGGACCUCAUACUUGGGCAGGUGCAAGACAGGCUAUCAUGAAUGGCUGGGAGAACACCACUAACCCCACAAAAACAAGACACAUUACUAAACAAAAUGGUCUUAAUCCUAUAUUCCCUGCAAUUGUUCUGUUUGCGCUCAUAUUAGCAAUAAUAUUCUAAAACUGAUUUGUUGAAGGAACACUCAUAUAUUUGAAUUACUUUAACAUCAUGUUUCAUCUGCUUUGCUUAUUAUAGAUAAAGAAAUGUUUUAUUGAUUUUCAAUAAGUUUUACAUUUUUUAUAUGUCUGUUGUUUAGACAAGCAUUUUAUUUUUAAUGUUACAGAUUUUAAGUUUUAUUUUAUUUAUACAUUUUAUUAUUUGAGUGUAAUCGGAAUAGCGCACUGGAGACCUAAUAGUGGUGUUUAGUUCACUUUUAGGAAUCCUGUCUAGGUUUCCGAUAUUUUAUGCUUAUAUUAUGUUGAAUUGUAACCGGUUGCUGUUUUGUGUAUUUUACUGAGACAAAAUAAAUAAAAUGAUAUGAAAAAAAAAAAAAA
Anneissia japonica is the source of this 1955-nucleotide messenger RNA. Its product is annotated as dimethylaniline monooxygenase [N-oxide-forming] 5-like. NCBI's taxonomy places the organism in Eukaryota, Metazoa, Echinodermata, Crinoidea, Comatulida, Comatulidae. Gene Ontology annotation, molecular function: NADP binding; flavin adenine dinucleotide binding; N,N-dimethylaniline monooxygenase activity. The record is from RefSeq and is a predicted model, not a curated record. The transcript is spliced from 6 exons. The coding region runs from base 1 to 1581 and encodes 526 amino acids.